AUGUCAUUGCAGGGUUUCAUCGUUGCCGCCGUGCUGGCUGUCGCCGCCGCCGCCCCGGCACCGGAGACGCCGGGCUACAAGCCCGCUCCGGCCCCCUACCACCCGGCCCCCUCCUACAAGCCGGCCUCUUACCACCCGGAGCCCCAGUACAAGGAGGAGGUCAAACCGUUCGCUUACGAGUACGCCGUCAAUGACGACUACACCGGUACCAACUUCGCCAAGAGGGAGGAGAGCGAUGGCCACAACACCCAGGGAUAUUACUCAGUGGCUCUGCCCGACGGCCGUAUCCAGCACGUCAACUACGUCGUCGACAACUACGGCGACUACAGCGCUGAGGUCACCUACGAGGGAGAGGCCCAUUACCCCGAGUACCACCCCGCCCCUGCCUACAAGACUGCUGCCCCGGCUUACAAGCCUACCUACAACCAUCCCGCUCCUGCCUACAAGCCUGUCCACAAACCCGUUUACAGCUCUCCCGCUCCGGCCCACAAGCCUGUCCACAAUGUUGGCUACAGCCAUCCUGCCCCUGCCUACAAGGUCACUGUUCCGGCCUACAAGCCUAUCCACAAGCCCGUUUACAGCUCUCCCCGCUCCGGCCCCACAAGCCUGUCCACAAGCUGGGUGGGACCCGAGCUGUGGCUGGGGCAGGCGCGGCACCCGUCUCUGUGCCAAGGAUGCGGCUGGGCGCGCCCGAGCGUAUCGAAAAUCGCCGCCGGUUUGAUGAGCGCGCUGGGCGAUUUCACACCGUGA
Pollicipes pollicipes is the source of this 750-nucleotide messenger RNA. RefSeq names its product cuticle protein 19.8-like. NCBI's taxonomy places the organism in Eukaryota, Metazoa, Arthropoda, Thecostraca, Pollicipedomorpha, Pollicipedidae. Gene Ontology annotation, cellular component: extracellular matrix. Bases 1 to 750 code for a protein of 249 amino acids. The record is from RefSeq and is a predicted model, not a curated record. The transcript has 2 exons.